Hemibagrus wyckioides is the source of this 1449-nucleotide messenger RNA. Its product is annotated as deubiquitinase DESI2. Lineage: Eukaryota; Metazoa; Chordata; Actinopteri; Siluriformes; Bagridae. The record is from RefSeq and is a predicted model, not a curated record. Gene Ontology annotation, biological process: protein deubiquitination. The transcript is spliced from 5 exons. Gene Ontology annotation, molecular function: deubiquitinase activity. The coding region runs from base 676 to 1317 and encodes 213 amino acids.
CAGCUCAGCUCGUGUACUCCUAGCGCGCGCGCGCUCUGCUGCAUCCGGUCUGCGUCCUGACGUCAUCCUCCUCCGGGUUUGAAGUGGAUUUUGGAUUUCGGGGGAAAAUUGAGCGACACGAGCUCGGUGCUCUGAUGGAGACUGCAGCCUGGACUGUACCAUCUUCAUCAUCAUCUUCUCCUUCUUCAUCAUCAUCAUUAUCACUGAAACACGCGCGCAGUGCAACUGUAAAUCACCGCGUGCUGACUCACGGGACACUGCAGUAGCUCUCUCUCUACCUGUCUCUCUUUUUUCUGUCUGUCUGCCUCUCUCUCUCUCUCUCUCUCCUCACAUCGGCUUGUUGCUGGACCACAAUUCAGUCCUUUGCGUAUGAAGCUUCUGCACUUGUGUUUCUUCCAUUUAAGGAGUGAUGUGAUGAUGGUGACUGGAUGUGGAUCCUGAUGUUCAUGUUGUCCAUCAUAACUGGAGGCCUCUGAAGUGCCUGUCCUGUCGAUAGAGGACCAAUGAGGAAGACAGACGCCUCUGCCUUUACCUACCUCCAAACUCACGCCUUGCUUUAAAGGAAUAAAAGCUGAUAAACAAUCCUUCCAUUCUGCACACCUCCAUCAUCUUCUUCAGAACGGAGUGCACUCUCUCUCUCUCUCUCUCUCUCUCUCUCUCUCUCAGGACUGAAGAAUGGCCAGUGAACCGGUCAUCCUCAACGUCUACGACAUGUACUGGAUUAAUGAAUACACGUCUACUCUGGGGAUCGGAGUCUUCCACUCAGGAAUACAGCUGUAUGGCAGAGAAUUUGCAUAUGGAGGUCAUCCGUAUCCUUUCAGUGGUGUGUUUGAGAUCAACCCAGGAAAUGCCACUGAGCUCGGAGAAACUUUUAAAUUCAGAGAGGCCAUUGCUUUGGGUACGACGGACUUUACAGAGGAGGAUAUUGAUAAGAUUAUGGAGGAACUGGGAAAGGAGUUCAAAGGAAAUGCAUAUCACCUGAUGCACAAAAAUUGCAACCACUUCUCUUCUGCCCUGUCUGAGUUGCUGUGCGGGUGUGAGAUCCCGCGCUGGGUGAACCGCUUGGCGUAUUUCAGCUCGUGUGUGCCGUUCCUGCAGAGCUGUUUACCAAGAGAGUGGCUCACACCAGCCGCCCUGCAGAGCCACAUCAGCAUGCACAGAGAAGACACACACUCUCACAUACACACAUACUCACACACACACUCACACACACACUCACACACACACUCAUACACACACGAUUCCAGCUCCAGUGACGAGGAGCCGUCAGGGGCCGUGGGAGGAAGAUCACACAGCUGCCGACACACUCGAGUGUGACACACACACACCUACACGCACACACACACACACGCGCACACACACACACUAUUCUGGCUUUAAUUUUUCCAUCCUAGUGAAACACUGAACUGUGCUCUUGUGCUUUGUUUUUUUUUUUUUUUUUUUUAACAA